UUUAAAUAGCAGGUGUUUGAAGUCGUGCUCGCGAGGCGUCUCGGUGUUGUCCUUCAGGUCCUUAAACAGAGACACUCGGAACCCGGUAUUCUUCUCCAAUGUCCGCCACCAGCACCGAAACCUCCGCUCCUCUCCCGCCCUCCGCCGGCCGGGUCUUCUUCCAGGCGGCGCCCGGGGUAGGUUGCGCGGCCAACGGCCACAUGCAGCGGGACGACCCGGUGCAGAAGAAACAGGGCAAAGUGACGGUGAAGUACGACCGCAAAGAGCUGCGCAAGAGGCUCAUUCUGGAGGAGUGGAUCAUCGAGCAGCUGAGCGAGCUGUACGACUGCGAGGAAGAAGAAAUGCCAGAGGUGGAAAUAGACAUUGAUGAUCUCCUGGAGGUCAACAGUGAAGAUGAAAGAGCUGUAAAACUACAGGAAUCCCUAACAGACUGCUAUAAGCCCACUGAUGCUUUUGUGCAGGAGCUGCUCGGGAGGAUAAGGGGUAUGAGGAAACUCAACGCGCCGCAGAAGAAAAGCCUUUAAAGUGCUCACAAAAUGCCAACGACAAUCCAAUCCAGCGAAAAAGGACUGCAAGUCCCACAAUCCAUCGCUCAGCCUCAACUCAUUAUGUCAGAACACAUCCCUCUGCUUUGGAAAGCUCAAGAUGCAGUCUGGACUACAAAUCCCAGAAUGCAUCCAGUCAUCCAGAACUAUAUUCCACCUACAAACCUCAGUUAGGUCCUAGCAUAACAUCUACUUAGCAUAGGCCACCACAAACCUCAGUCUAACAUUAAUCCAUUACAGGCCGAUAACAUUUACAUUCUUUAAGAGUGAGGAACCGCUUGUUAGAUUUAAAUUGAACGCAACAUAACUUUUGUUUUUUGUCUGUAUUCUGCGUUGUUUUGAUUUUGUGAGUAUGAGAGAGUAUGUCCACCCUUUUUAUAGGGCAAGUCUGGAAUCUGGAACACCAGAUUUGCAUAAAAGAAUAAGCUCCUCCCCUUUUCUGGAGCAAGGCAUGUUGGGUAAUGUAGUCCCUCACAAAAGGCCUGUCAGCCGUUCAAAUUAAGGUUUUUAACACGUCUUCCUGAGAUUUCGGUUCAUUACUCAUUUCAUAGCUGACAUUAGCAUAUCACUCUGCUCCAUGUAAUUCGUUGUCACAGAUUGCACACUGUUGUGUAGCUAAAACCUUGACUGUACUUGUGUAGAAGGAAUUUGCCAGUUCAUAGAUCCAAAAAUGGAAGAGUAUAAAGACUGUUACGGUAAUAUCUGAUAUGCAUAGCAAGUGGCAAGUGAUAAGUAGCAAGAAUUUGGAUAUUUUAAAUAUUAUUAUUCAAUUCUACCCCCCCUCCCCUUCUCCUUCAGAGAUGUACAGAGGCUGCCAAAGAGUAAAAUGGUGGUACUUGAUAUAAAGAGCUAUGACUGUAAGUGAACUUGUGUAAAAUAGUCACCCUUUUGAAAUGCCAAUACUAGUAUUCACCUCACUGUUUUCAUACUCAUGGAUCAGAUUUUGUGUAGAGAUGAUAUAUAAAUCGUAUAAUAAGGAAACCAGGAGAAAAAAACAAACAAAAACAAACUAUGGUGCUGUUACUGUUCUAUCCCUGUUUAAUUCUUCGGUGCAGUGACUGGUGGGUUUAGUCUUUAGGUCAUCAAAGAGAGAGUGAGAUGUCCUGUUGAAGCGAUAGUUUGGUAAAAUGUCAUGUUUUUCCCCUUUCCCCAAAUAUGAUCAGCCAAGAUGCAUGAAGUUUACUUUAGCUUUGUUGAUGGGAUACAAUACAAAGAUAUUAUUUUAGAAAGAAACCACAUAAGCAAGUCUAUUUGUGAUUACUUGGAGGAAUUCCACAGACUUUUCACAAUUUCUGCGUAAUUCGAUCGCUGAGAUGUAAAUAGUCAUCCAUAGUGGUUUGAUGUGAAAUGAUGCAUUGUUGAGAACUGACUCAGAUGUCUCAGUGGUGGUGAUGGGAACCAGGGUUCGCAAUGUCUACAGUGGAAAUAUUUCCAUUUUAUUUACCAUCCAAAAUGACUAGUGAAGCAACAUGUGUCUGAGUUUUUAAAUGUAACAUUCAUUUGUCCACUCUUUUAUUGUAUGUCCACUGUUUUUAUGAGGCAAGGUUGGGAUCUGAAUCACCAGAUUUGCAUAAAGGAAUAAGCUCCUCCCCUUCUUCUGAAUCAAGGCAUGUUGGGUAAUGUAGUCCCUCACUACAUUAUCCAACAUGCUGAUAAUGGUUCAAUAACGUAAUGUUUUCUUUGUGUAGUAUUAUCAUUAAUAAUAAUAUCAUCAUGAUACCUUACAACGUUCAGUAUGUUCCUCUCCACCAUUAACAAACCUGUCAUAAAACCAUGCCUCAGACCAUAGUAUGCAUUUUUUAACCAUUUCAUGUAAAAGCUUUCUGUGAAGGAACUUUUAGAGGCUUUAGAUGUCUGGUUCCUAUCAUAAUCACUGUGAACAAUUCUGACUUGCUAGAAAGGAGUUUUUCACAUCAAACCACUCUGAAUGUCUUUGUCUUAACAUUUUUUAAUGAUGCAGUAAUUUUCAAAAAUCGUGGGAACACAAGCUCUGAAGCCAGUUUGUGAGUUAGCACAUUUCCUCUGUGCUAAUUACUGAUGUAUCAGCUUCCAUUACUUUCUAGCAACAUUAGCUCUGUAGCUCCAGUGCAAAAAAAACUCGAAGCGAAUUUCAGACACUAAACCUUUCUUGACUAAUCGACUAAAUUUAGGUGAAGGGGAAAACUGUACCUUUACUUUGUCACCAAGCCAUUUGUUAUUUGUAAGCAGAUCAGAGAGCAUGCGGGAGAGUUUUCCUCUCUCUGGGCCUGUUAGUCAUGCGGUGGGUUUUUAAAGGUCUCUUUCAUGUGUGUUCAGGAUGCACCGACUCUUCUGUGCGAGAGAAUUCUUCAGGGUUUUUCAGGGUUUAGGAUGAUCUUUUUCAUUUUUUCAUUUUUUUUUUUUAAUUAGUAAAUUCUGAGAACCUUAGGGGGGAAAAGGGUAUUUGAGUAUUUAGUGAAUGACCUUAUUUUACUUUUGCAUGCAUUUUAAUGGCAUGAAGACGAAGGGAACGUUUUUAGCCCAACACUUAUGUAUGAAAUCGUUUGUCUGUUUUUAUACCUUAUUACUUUUUAUUAUUAUGAUUAUUAUUAUUAUUAUUAUUAUUAUUAUGAAAAUGCACAACUUCAGGAUUUUUGACUGUAUAUCAGCAUUAUGGGAUUUUUUUUUAGCAUUAUUAUUAUGUAUUGUGUGUGUGUGUGUGUGUGUGUGUGUGUGUGGUAUUUUUGCGUUAUUUUCAUUAAAACAAAUAAAAAAAUGACUCCCUGUUGGUUUGAAUUUGACCACACAAAUACAGCAAACAUGCUCAUAUGCGUCUUCAUGUAUGAUUUAUUACCAUAAUGUCCUGGUUCAUAGGUUACCGUAGGCCAUGUCUGUAUGAAUGUGCUUGUGCA
Messenger RNA from Pygocentrus nattereri (red-bellied piranha), 3415 nucleotides. RefSeq names its product protein phosphatase 1, regulatory (inhibitor) subunit 14C (gene ppp1r14c). The record is from RefSeq and is a predicted model, not a curated record. The coding region runs from base 99 to 524 and encodes 141 amino acids. NCBI's taxonomy places the organism in Eukaryota, Metazoa, Chordata, Actinopteri, Characiformes, Serrasalmidae. The transcript is spliced from 4 exons. Gene Ontology annotation, biological process: regulation of phosphorylation. Gene Ontology annotation, molecular function: protein serine/threonine phosphatase inhibitor activity. Gene Ontology annotation, cellular component: cytoplasm.